GUCGCAUUUAAUAAACCAAAACAAACCCCCCUUUCUCUUCUCUCUCUCUCUCUCUCUCACCUUCCACAAUCUCUCUCGUCUUUCUAAAAUUGUUUUCUCUAUUAUGGUGUGUACCCUUCUCAGGUGCACAUUUGUAGGCCCUUCCCACUCUAUCCACCCAUCCAUAGCCUUUAUUAUUAACUUCCCAAUUCUCUCUCUCUCUCUCUAUCUACUCCGUCGGUUUCAGUGCUUCCCCUCCCUAUAUAUCUACAUGUUAUUUUCUAAGUUAUAACAGCCUGCCUCUUCUUUUCAUCUCUAAUCAUAUACUCUCUCUUUCUCUCUCUCAGAUGUUGGGUAUGGAAGAUGUUAUGUGUGAACUAAACGAAGACAUAAACGAGCAAGGAUUGCCACCGGGAUUCAGGUUCCACCCAACUGACGAAGAGCUUAUAACUUUCUAUCUCGCUUCCAAAGUCUUUCAUGGCACUUUCUAUGCUGCUGUCCACAUUGCCGAGGUCGACCUCAAUCGAUGUGAGCCUUGGGAGCUUCCAGAUGGGGCAAAGAUGGGGGAGAGAGAGUGGUACUUCUUCAGCUUGAGAGACAGGAAGUACCCAACAGGGCUGAGAACAAACAGAGCAACAGGUGCAGGGUAUUGGAAAGCAACUGGUAAAGACAGAGAAGUGUACAGUGCGUCCAGUGCACUGGUUGGGAUGAAGAAAACCCUAGUUUUCUACAAGGGAAGAGCACCCCGUGGUGAAAAGACCAAGUGGGUCAUGCAUGAGUACCGUCUCCACGGUGACUUCUCCUACCGUCACUCCUUCAAGGAGGAAUGGGUGAUUUGCAGAAUAAUACACAGAACAGGAGAGAAGAGAAAUGCAAUGUUUGGAGGCCAAAGCUACUUAUUCGAGGCUUAUUCUUCAUCUGCCACCACUGAUUCUCUACCCCCAUUGCUUGAAUCUGAAACAACACCAGCAACAACAGCAAUGUUGGAAUCUCAAUCUCUCUAUCCAAUCCAUUCUCUCCACCAAAACCCUUUUCUGAUUCACUACCACCACCAAGACAUUGACCUCAAAACACUGAUAAAUCCAAUUCUCUCCUCCCAACCCCACCACCCCCUCCCAACAAUAAAUUUCCACCACCAACUUCAACCCACAUUUUCACCCACUCCCACCACCAGCAGCACCACCAUCACCACCACCACACUAAACAACAACAACAACAACCCAUCACCAUCCCUCUUCAAGUCCCUCCUCCUCUCACAUCAACAACCCACUACUACUACUAUUCAUAAACAGUGCAAGACAGAGACCAACUAUUCCCUGUUUCAACCACCCCAUGCUAACUUACGCUGGGUAGACCACCACCACAACCAUGAACCCUAUUAUGCAAAUCCCUUGCUUGUUGACAUGGAUUAUUAUUGUGGAGGAAUUGAUACAACAACUGUUCCUGAGAAGUCAAUGGUUUUCAAUAGGGGAGAAUCCUCCUGGCAUUUGGAUCUUUAAUAGUGUGUUUGGUUGAGGGAUUUGGGGAGGGAUUUGGAAAGGGAAAGGGAAAAGGUGUGUGAAACUAUGUGAAAUAUAGACAUGAUUUAUUCACAUUUCACCUACCUUUUCCAUUUCCCUUUCCAAAUCCCUCUCCAAAUCCCCAAACCAAACACAGCAUAAAGAUCUUUCCAGAUACUAAUAUUGAUUCUCUUUUAAGGUUAUAUAUAUCUUAUGUACCAUAUAAGAUUUACUAAUAUAUAUAUGAUCUAAUGUGCAAGAAAGUAGGUAGAAACAUUGUAAUAGCAGUGGUGGUAAUAGUAGGGAGUAAAAUAUGUUAUAUCCAGCCAUGCACGUAACAUUGUAUUAUUGGACAUUUUGUUGCCAGCUUACGAUUUCAUUAUCGAUGAGAGAUCUCUCUCUUCUGUUUGACGUGAUAGCAUCGAUGAGAUUGGGAUUGGGAAAAUU
This is a messenger RNA of Camellia sinensis, 1925 nucleotides long. Its product is annotated as protein CUP-SHAPED COTYLEDON 3. Lineage: Eukaryota; Viridiplantae; Streptophyta; Magnoliopsida; Ericales; Theaceae. Gene Ontology annotation, molecular function: DNA binding. Gene Ontology annotation, biological process: regulation of DNA-templated transcription. The record is from RefSeq and is a predicted model, not a curated record.